GGUAGCUAGUGAGUUUCGUGUCACAAUUGGACUCUUUCUCUCCCUCCAUUUAAGGCAUGGGAGUAGUAAGAAUCAGAUUACCCAAAUUUACAACACAAUAAAAAGCUAAGGCCAAACAAGAAUAGUGGAGACCAAUACAUAGAGAUUUGUUACUUCAAAUCGAAACUCUAUUCAAAUGGAGAAAGAAAUUCUGGAUUAUGUAUUGGUACCAGUAGGGUUGCUAUUAAUGGUGGCUUAUCACAUAUGGCUUCUUAAUCGCAUUCUUAAACACCCUAAUCGUACUGUCAUCGGCAUUAAUUCCAUUAAUCGUCACUUCUGGGUUCGUGCUAUGAUGGAGGACGCGUCGAAGAAUGGGGUUCUAGCAGUACAAACGUUAAGGAACAACAUAAUGGCAUCAACCCUUUUGGCAUCUACAGCUAUUAUGCUUAGUUCUCUAAUCGCCGUCUUAAUGACUGGCGGAAGCAAAGGUCGUUCUAUCGGAUUUCAUGUUUAUGGCGAUAAGAGCGAGCUUUGUUUAUCAAUUAAAUUCUUCUCUAUUUUGGUAUGUUUUAUGGUUGCAUUUUUGUUUAAUGUGCAAUCAAUCAGGUAUUAUAGUCAUGCUAGUAUACUUAUCAAUGUGCCUUACAAGAAGUUGGAUAGUUCAAGACAUAUUGUGACGACGGAAUAUGUAGGGAGGACAGUGAAUAGAGGCAGCUAUUUCUGGUCACUUGGACUGCGCGCAUUUUAUUUUUCGUUUCCUCUAUUUUUGUGGAUCUUUGGCCCUAUUCCUAUGUUCCUUUGCUGUAUUUUCCUGGUUUUUAUGCUUUAUUUCCUGGAUGGUAGUUCGGAUUUUGGGUGGGUUGCAGCAACUGAUGGGGACACCCACCAGACUGCUUAGUAAUAGGAGGAACAGAGACUAGCAGUUUAGAUUCAAUCCAAGUUGCAUUGAACUGCUAGUGUACCUUAUAAUGGCAUAUUCAGUAAUGUGCAAUUUUAUUAUGUUCUGUGCCA
Molecule: messenger RNA, 990 nt
Organism: Nicotiana attenuata
Lineage: Eukaryota; Viridiplantae; Streptophyta; Magnoliopsida; Solanales; Solanaceae
Exons: 2
Coding region: 176-877 (233 amino acids)
Source: RefSeq, a predicted model, not a curated record